Aplosporella prunicola CBS 121167 is the source of this 1738-nucleotide messenger RNA. RefSeq lists its product as uncharacterized. The transcript is spliced from 5 exons. Lineage: Eukaryota; Fungi; Ascomycota; Dothideomycetes; Botryosphaeriales; Aplosporellaceae. Gene Ontology annotation, molecular function: transmembrane transporter activity. Gene Ontology annotation, biological process: transmembrane transport. The record is from RefSeq and is a predicted model, not a curated record. The coding region runs from base 1 to 1635 and encodes 544 amino acids.
AUGGCAUCAUCUACCCAAUCCGAACCCAAAGCGCUCCCUAAAGCAGCGGGUCCAAGCAAAUGGAGAAUCACUGCGCUGCUUUCUGCGCUCUUUCUUUCUUUAUUCGUCGCUGCCCUCGAUAGCACCGUCGUUGCGACAGCUGUGCCUGUAAUGGCCCACGAACUUGGCUCCGGCCUCGGCUACACCUGGAUCGGUGGCUCGUUUCUUCUGGCCAGCUCUAUAGCCUCGCCAAUCUGGGGCAUAUUGUCUGAUAUCUGGGGCCGCAAACCCGUGCUCCUGGUCGCUAUUACCAUCUUCUUCGUCUCCUCCAUCAUUUGCGCCGUUGCGAAGAACAUUAUAACUCUCAUAGUCGGAAGAGCGCUACAAGGUGUCUCUGGGGUUGGGCUGAUCCUCUUGACUUACGUGGUCAUCUCGGAUGUGUUUAGUAUGAGACGUAGAAGCUUGUUCCUCGGAUUGAGCCAGUGCGUGUGGGCGGUCGCUGGAGGCAUUGGUCCCAUCAUCGGAGGUAUCUUUGCCUCUCUCACCUCCUGGCGAUGGUGUUUUUGGAUCAACCUCCCUAUAAGCGGCAUAGCCUUUGUUCUCAUCUUCUUUUCUCUCGAUGUCAAGCACACCAAGACCGACUUCAUCGAAGGCAUGAGAGCUAUAGACUGGCUCGGCAUCUUCACCUUUACCGCCGCGACACUUAUGAUUCUGCUUGGCCUCGAAUUUGGUGGAGAAAUAUUCCCCUGGAACUCACCCAAAGUGGUGGUGUUGAUCGUCGUAGGCUGUCUCAUGAUCUUCGCAUUUAUCUACAGCGAGAUGAAAGCGAAGUUACCGCUGCUGCCCAUGUCAAUUUUUAUAAACCCUUCCAACCUCGCUACACUGUUGGUUAGCUUGUCACACGGCCUGACCUUUAUGUCCAUCGAGUACUACCUGCCAUUGUAUUUCCAAGCUGUAAAAGAGGACACGCCAAUUCAGUCCGGCCUCCAUGUUCUCGCCCUCGCCCUCUCGACUGCCAUUACUAGCGUAACCGCCGGCCUUCUUAUGCACCGUACAGGCCGCUUUCGGGAGUUAAUCUGGGCAGGAACCUUAAUCCUAUGCUUAGGCUCCGGGCUACUGAUAAUGCUAGACGAAUCCAGCAGCACCGUCACGGCUGUCGGACUUCAAGUCCUCUUCGGCGUUGGCUCUGGCCUCCUUUUUGAACCUCCCCUUAUCGCGAUCCAAGCGCAUGUCUCACCGAGAGACAUAACUUCUGCUACCUCUACUAUAGCUUUCGUCCGAAGCUCUGCGCUUGCUCUCUCCGUUAUCAUCAACGGAAUCAUUUUCUCGACCUCAAUGUCGCAUCAAUCGAGCUUCCUCGCCGCCUCUGGGAUCCCUGCUUCCACACUUGAAUUACUCUCGGGCAAUGAGGCGGCAGCAAACGUAAUGAUCACGCAGACAAUGACCGAUCCGACGUUAAUCUUGGCGGUGAAAAAGGCGUUUGCGCACGGAAUUAGGGAUAUGUUCAUUGCUAGUACCGCGUUUUCUGGUCUUGGGCUAGUUGCUGGUUGGUUUGUAAAGCAUGCGGAGUUAAGCAAGGUGCAUAUAGAAACAGUAACAGGGCUUAAGGGUACGGAGAAGAGGGAAGAGGGUCCGAGAAUAGAUUUAGAAGCGUAACUCGAAUACGCAUCGGUUUAGAGCUAAACUAGCUCGGGUUUCUAAUUAAAUAUAAAAGUCUAAUUAUAGUUUAAUAUAGAGUAGGUAUAGUGUUGCAAUUACA